CUUUGAUAUCUUUCAGUGGUAUGUGUUAUGCCAUUGGUUGGAAUCCCUUUGUAUGUAUACUAGCCGCUAUGCUAGAUAGAGAUGCAUGAUCGGACAUCGUUAAUGACUACCUCAUAUGAGGAUGAACUGAACUGAACUGAAUACAUUUGGCACCAGCACGGUGAACGAGAGCCUCCUUGCGAUUUGCGUCAAAACGUCAGGCACCACUUAACGAGAGUCAUCAUCAUGGCGGGCAAUGAACAUGUUGAGUGACUAUCGUCGACGACAAAACGCAAUAUUAGUGCCAUACACAAACCAGCAAGCCUCUACUUGAGUUACUUUUAUGGAUAAAAUAUAGAAAGGGGUUCCUAUCAUGCCUCGGGCCAGACGGACGUCCCGAGUGCGCAGGAGAAGGCGGCAACUGUCGGAGGCCGACUUGAGACUACGAAUGGCUGUGGCGAAUGGCGACAUCAGUGAACUACGUGCCUGGACGUCUGACGGAGACGUGAACGAGUUGGACUCCAGUGGGUGGUCCCUCCUUCAUCUGGCGGCGUCUAGAGGGAGGGAGAGAUGUGUCAGGGUUCUCCUGGAACAUGGAGCGUUGGCAGCUGUACAGGAUUCCAUUGGUGGCUUCACUUCCCUGCACUAUGCAGCCAUGCAUGGGAGAACUCGCAUUGCCAGACUGAUUCUUGACUGCCAGCAUUCCGACGCGGUGAUCAACGCCUGCAGCAACGACGGCUGGACCCCCAUGCACGUGGCCGCUCAUUAUGGUCGGGAUGACUUCAUCCGCGUGCUGGUGGACUACAGGGCUAAAGUGGACGCUCUAAGUGACAAAGGAACCACGCCGCUUCAGUUGGCCUUGAUCAGAAAUAGAUUCUCUUGCGUCAAUCUCUUACUUGAUGCAGGAGCAGACAUCAACAUCCAAUCAGGUUUCCCUCUUAGAUACUCUGUAAUUAAAGGUUACCUCCCAUUGGGCAGGACACUCCUCCAGAGGGGGGCCGAACCCAACCUAGGACGGCCGGAGGAUGGGGAGACGCCCCUACAUCUAGCAGCUCUGAAAAAUGACUUGAAUUUUGCAAGGCUGCUGUAUGAAUUUGGAGGGAACAUGUAUAAGAGGAACUAUGAUGGACAGACACCCAUAGCUACAGCAAAAAUGGUAGAGGACAGGAGCAGGCCGUUGUUAGAUUUUCUUCAAGAGGCAUCAAGGAGCUGCAGAAGUCUACAGAACCUCUGCCGUCUGACGAUUCGAAGAGCCAUAGGUCACACACGCCUGGAUAAAAUCCACCAACUGCCGCUGUCCACGGUCAUGGUCGACUUUCUCAGGCACAAGUUUGAAGACUGACACAAACAUCAGACCCAGUUACACUGCCAUACAACAUGUUUCUUAUAAUAUCUUCUGUCACAAGACAGCUGAAUUUUGUACCACAAAUUAGAAUACCCUCAAGUUGCUAUGGUAGUCCUAUAAGAUGACGAAUGUGACCAGCACAUUACCAGCAUUACUCUCAGAGCUCUUGGGGUUUUUUCUGACUAAACAACAAUCAUUGUAUCAAUGAAUAACUGAUUUUUUCAUAGCAGCAAAAUCUUUCCCUAGAUUUAUGAAUCACUGUUUAUUUGUAUAUAAUUGUAAGUAAGAGAUGAUAAAAAAGAAUCCAUUAUUAUACCAACUAUGGAUAAAUGUAUUUUUGAAGAGACCAGCAUAAUGAAACACUUGAGUCAAGGCCACACCGAUGUUAAUAAAUUGUUUUGUAAUUUGAGAAAUAAUGCUGAACUGGAAGCUCAACAUGAAAAUACAGUCCAAGUCGAAAUCCUGUACAAGAUGCUAUAUUAGUCAAAUGUUUAAUAGUGUCUUCAUCUUUACCUGUUGUAUAACUUCAACCAUAGAAUGUUAGAAAAACAAGGGAAUACAAGUAUGUGUAGCCCAUCUAUACUUCUUUGCUUCAAUCAGGAAAAUGCAAUUUUUGCUGAUUACCUUUGAGAACAUUAAAAAAAUGUAAAAGCAUAAAGUUGGAUGUCAUGUGAUGUAGGAAUGUAUCCCAGACUGUAUUACAAAUAUAGCAUCCUCUAUAAGGGAAAGUAUAAGAGUGUAAGAGAAACAUGGUGUGUUUCGUUUUUUUAUCUCCACUGACGCCAGUAUUUGUCAAUAUUGGGAACGAUUCACUCUUGCUGUACUCAGAUUACAUAAUUUAUGGAAGGUGUGUUACUUGCAGACAAAAUUAAACAGUCAAUGCAAUUUCCACUA
Messenger RNA from Branchiostoma floridae (Florida lancelet), 2218 nucleotides. Its product is annotated as ankyrin repeat and SOCS box protein 7-like. Gene Ontology annotation, biological process: intracellular signal transduction. Lineage: Eukaryota; Metazoa; Chordata; Leptocardii; Amphioxiformes; Branchiostomatidae. The record is from RefSeq and is a predicted model, not a curated record. Gene Ontology annotation, molecular function: protein binding. The transcript has 3 exons. Bases 353 to 1321 code for a protein of 322 amino acids.